UCCAGUCAGAAGGAGAGUCCAUCUCAUUCAAGUGUCUUCCAGGACCUACCACAGCUCCAUGAUCCAGCGUCCCAGCCCAUCCCACUCCAUAACCCAACACCCCCCUAUUCUGAGACGUUAGGCAGUUUUAGUUUAGUGUCCUCACAAGGAAAAGCAUGACUGAUAAACUCGGACUUGCAGGUGCGGCAGAUGAGCCCAGCGCCCUGAACAUCUUCUCUCUUCUGGAGAGGGUGUCUGGGAUCAUAGACAAUGUACAGGCGUGCCAGCAACGCAUGGAGGAGAGACAGUUGGAGCUGGAAAGCACUGUGAAGACCAUCCAGGUGGAAGUCGUGAAGUUGACAAAGGAGCACACAGCUACAAGUAGCACUGUGGAGAAACUUCUGGAGAAAACGCGCAAGGUCAGCUGUCAUGUCAAGGACGUCCGUGUCCGUGUGGAGAAGCAGAACAUUCGUGUCAAGAAGGUAGAGGAGACCCAAGUUGAGCUGCUGAACAAGAACAAGUUCCGUGUAGUUAUCUACCAGGGAGAUAAUGAGGUCCCAGCUGUAGCUGCCUCUAAAAGAUCUCCAAAGGGAGCAAUGGGUGGAGACACCCCUGUAGAUCCUGACGCACCGGAGGCCCCACUCCCUGACUCUGAUGAGGAAUACAUGGUUGUCGAGGAGGCUGACUCCUCCACUGCUGCCAGGAUGAAAAAAACCGGCCUGAAACGCAUCGAGAGCCUGAAGCAAACCUUUUCAAGAGAGAACAUGACCAGGACCAAGGAGAACCUGGGAACCAAGGUCAACAAGCUGGGUGAGCGUAUAGUAUCGGCUGAGAGACGUGAGAAAAUCCGCCUGUCUGGGGAACGCCUGAAACAAUCUGGUGAACGUUUCAAGGAAACCAUCACCAAAACCGUGCCAGCCAAGCUGAACCUGAAGAAGGAGAGGACGGUGGCUGAAGGUCAAGAAGGAGCAGAGGGGACCACAGAGGGAACGGCGCCUGUCCCACCACCAAAGGGUCGCAGGGCCACCCCUGAUGUGGCCUACACAGAGCCAACAGAGAAACAAGAAGGUGCAGACGAAGGAAAAGGCGAGGAAUCGGAAGUGCCAAUGUAUGAUAUGAAGCAGCUUUCUUGAAAAUGCAAGUUUGACUAACUAAGGAACCUUGGCAGAUUUGAGUCACAUUUGGAAAAGACUAUUGUACAAAUAUGAUUUUGAAUAUGGAAUUAAAGAACUUGAAGGUGAUAAGAUUGGGCCAGUCUUGAUUUUGAGUGGAUUGUGCUUACAACAACUUAAUGUAUGAAUCAAGGAAGUUACACAGAAUAUCUGUUAAGAUCAUUAUUUUUCGUUUGUUUUGUUUUUAGGAUUUUCUUGUUUACAUCUACCAUGGACUCUGAAAGAUGCAAGGGUUGUGAAUGUUAAACUAGUGUAUUAAGAUGAGCAGGGUAUGGGUUUAUAUUUAUAAAUUCAGCUUAUUUCAAUGUAAUAUUUGUAAAGCCUACAUUGAUACAUUUAGGAAGCAAACUAAAUUUCCAAAAAUAGCUGAAUUUUCCUCCAAUCUAUACCACCAUCUACAUGAUUUGGGGAAAAAAAGGAAAUGAUGGACUUUUUCUUGAGAAUAUUUAAUAUAUUCUAAAUGGUCUUGAAAUUAUAUAAAACAAUAUAUGAUUUUAGAAUUUUAUUUAAAAUUUAGUUCAUGUAGCUGUUUAGAUUAUAAUGCAUUUACUGUGCAAGCAAAUCAUUUGUAAAAAUUCUCUGUGCUUUCUGUGCUAUAAAACCUGUGAACCUUAAAAAAAAAAAGAAGCAA
This is a messenger RNA of Xyrauchen texanus (razorback sucker), 1782 nucleotides long. It is a transcript of the gene cavin4b, whose product is annotated as caveolae associated protein 4b. Lineage: Eukaryota; Metazoa; Chordata; Actinopteri; Cypriniformes; Catostomidae. Bases 156 to 1112 code for a protein of 318 amino acids. The record is from RefSeq and is a predicted model, not a curated record. Gene Ontology annotation, biological process: regulation of gene expression. Gene Ontology annotation, cellular component: caveola; cytoplasm. The transcript has 2 exons.